AUAUUAAUAUCUUGAAAUUUAGUUUAGUUGUGAAAAAUAGUGAGUUUAAUUGGAUUUUUAUAUCAAACCAGAUGGACCGUACCGGAGAGGACUGGACUAGAUAGCCAGGGAUCUCUCCUGUGCCAGCUCUCAAGUUUCAACGCCGGAUAUUUUGCCUCGUGUCCAUGUGCACCUCCAACCCGAACCGCUCCUAGGGUUUCAAAAUCCAUUCCCCCAGAGCCCCCUGUUCUUCCCUUAUUUGGUUGCGAUUCCAUCCUACUUCCCUCCUAGGGUUUUAAAAUCCGUUCACCAAUACCCCCUGUUCCCAUCUUUCCUCCGGCGAAAUCACGAUCACCAGCCACCAUCAUGCCGGCCGCCAUCAAGAGGAGGAGGGACGACGAGAAGAACCGAAUCUCACGACCUGGCAUGAACUCCGACGGCGGCGUCGGAGAAGGAGAGGGCCCGGAUUUCAUCAGCCUUCUCCCAGACUGCAUUCUCAUCACCCACAUCCUCUCCCUCCUUCCCGCAAAGGAAUGCGCUCGGACCAGCAUCCUCUCCUGCCGAUGGUGCCACGUCUGGACCCUCGUCCCCCUCCACCUCGACGACUUCGCCCUCCGCCGCGAGAAAUUCCCCGACCGGCAAUCCAAGGAGGCGUGGGGGUGGCACGAGGGCAGGGACUGGUGCGUCCGCGCCGUCAACCAGAUCCUCUCCGUCCACCGCGGGCCCAUCCUGAGCUUCCACAUUCCUCGCUUCUACGUCGAUCUCGAUUGGCUCCAAACCUUUGCUCAAAGAGGCAUCCAAUAUCUCAACCUCACCAGCUGCGACUCGGUCAACCAGCUGACUCCCUCCAUUCUCAGGUGCAAGACUAUUCGCGCCUUGAAGUUGCCCAACUUUGACUUCUUGAAACCUCCCGUCACCCACCAACCAAUUUUCAUUAAUGUUAAACAACUCAUCCUGUGGGGCGUCGGACUAACUGAUGAGACCGUCCACCACCUACUCGCCAGCUGCCUCGCUCUCCAGUUAUUGUCUUUAUUCAUGUGUUCAGGCCUUCGCCGUCUCCGUAUCUCUUCUCCAAGUAUCCCCAUCCUGAAGCUGUAUUCAAACUACCCUGUUGAAGAUAUCGUCGUUGAAGAUGCCCCGGAUCUUGAGCGCAUGAUGCUCUAUGAUGCUUCGAUGAGAUGUAUAACUGCGGACAUUCUCAAUGCUCCGAAGCUGGAAUUCAUCUAUGUGCGUUUGAAGAAUUUUGAACUGGCACAAACUCAUUUCGAGCUGAAGUCCUCUAAUGCACAACUAAUAGACAGUGCCGCUUCUUCUGAGCUUAGGCUUGUUGUUAGGCAUGAAGAUUAUGUGCCAUAGUCUAAAAACAUUGGCCAUGAUAGUGAACUUCACUGACCAUUGUCAAGCAGGCACACUUCCUGACUUGCUCAGAUGUUUCCCUUGUCUAGAAACAUUGGAUGUUUGGUAAUUUAUGGUACAUAGGUGUGAUGUUCGCUUUCAUCUUCUGAUGUUUUCCGAAGCUUAGGAUGUUCACCUAUUCAAAAUUGAGAUUCAAGUGUUUUAAAAUGCAGUGCGUAUUGGCACAUAUGCAUAUGCGGUGUCUUGACUGCAUGAAGUUGCCUAUAUGCACGGCUCUACGCAGUCACACCACAUAUGGACCGAAAAGGAAGUCCACUUAGCAUUGUGCAGCCACAUGUAAGGCCUUCUUAGUAUUGUAUGGCUGCAUGUAUGAUCUCACUCACCAUUCUAGGGCUACAUAUAUACUUACAUGACCUCCUAUAGGUGAAACAAGUUCAAGUUGAAUGUUGCAAGUGAGCCUGAUUCAGAUAUUAAUAGUGCUAAACUAUUGAUUACAUUAUAAAUAUUGUUAUUAGGUAUUAGAUACUAAGUAAUAGGUACUAACUUUAGUUGUUAUUGUUAUUAGUAUUGCUAUUAUCCAUCCCAAAAAAAAUUAUUACCAUUAUAGAUGUCUUUAUUGUAUUUAAUUUAUUAUAUUUAUUUUUAUGCAGUUCAAAAUGGUAAUACACUGUUCACAUACCACAUAAGCACCAUGUGGUUCCUUGAUCAUCCAAAUACCAUUGCCACCUUUAAAACACUAUGAGAUUCUUUUAUUUUCCUUCAGAUUGUUCCAAAGUAUAUCCCAGUUCGGGGUUUUGGGAGCAGCAGGGUUCCUUUGAUUCCAUAGAUCGCCUUUUGAAGUAUGUAAAGUUGGGAGGCUUCCGAGUGGAGGUGAUGGAUAUGGGGUUCGUCUUAGAUUAAGAGGGGCCAGUCCCAACCUUUCUACCCUAUACUGACACUACCUAUCGAGGGCUGACCGCAACAGAAAUUGAACCCCUGCCUCCUUGCACAAGUGGCAAGGGGUGAUUCCAUCCAAGGAAGCACUUAGUUGUGGGUAUGCCAAGUUUCUUAUUACAUAUGCAUGAGUGCUUCAAGAUGGUGUGUUUGCCAAGUUUCUUAGUAUAUAAGCACCUGUGCUUUCUGAAGAGGACUGUUCUUUGUGUAGGUACUUGGUAGUACAUGGGUGGAGACUUAAUGAUUCCUUUUCUGACUUGAGAACAAGGCCUCUUUAGACACUCAAAUGAUUUUCGUCGAAAACUAGUAUCUCAUUGAUGAGUUUCCUACUUGAAAUUUGCUAUUUUGUCAGUGGUGAACUAUUUUAGAUCAUGCAUUCUUUUAUACCAAUAACUCUUGGUUUUAGAUUUUCUUUUGGGCUGGCCGUGGCUUGCAAAUUUUGCUGAUUUUGUCUUUGCAAGCAUUUUACAUUUUGGAGGGCCCUGCAAUGCCUAACGUUCAUUUUUGCCAGAAGACAGAUGAGUAGAGAGCAGAAAUAGAAUGAUGUGAAGAUAAAUAUGUUUUGACUAGUGUUUAUAUUAUCAUCCCCAUUGUGUUACAAUUGGAACUUUGUUUUAGAAAUCUAUAUUUAUGCAUCUAUAGUUCUUCAUGGAGUUCAUAUUUUCAGUUGUAAAUAUUUUUAGAUCAUGAGUUCAAAUUUUUUCCAUCUUGGUUUUGAAAUUCCUUUUUGGCUGGCAAUGGCUUGCAGGUUUUGUUAGUUUUAUCUUAGCAAGCUCUCUACAUUUUGGACACCCAUGUGCUUGAUGUUUGCUUUUGCCUGAAAUUAGAUGGGUAGAGAGCAGAAAUAGAAUGAUGGGAAGAUAAAGAUGUUUUGACUAGCUGUUUCUAAUUUCUAUCAUCCCCAAUAUGUUAGAAUUGGAACUUAUCUUAGAGAUCUGUAUUUAUGCAUCUAUGGUUCUUCACGGAUUGAUUGCUUCCCUAGAUGUUACAGCUUACUGCCUGAACCUUAUUACUUGAACUCAUUACCUUCUUCUGGAAAAGAUUAUAAAUUAUGCUUCUGAUCUUCUUAUUAAUAUCUACAUGACAACUAAGAACAUCAGCAAUUACUUUUCUUAUUACUUUCACGUCGUGGAAGAAUGGGCAUUUCAUGAAAAAUCUCUGACUAGCCUUACUUGUGCAUGAAUCUAGCUAAUGAUUAGUGCCGAUGCAUUUUUUUUUAAAGAAAUAUGAUGGGGAUGCCAACAACUAUAUUUAGACCCUUUACCUCUUCCAUAAGUUGGAUGGAAUGCCAAAUGGCUGAGCUUGGUUCUAUUUGCGGAUGCAAAAUCAUUGGACUGUAUUAUGAUCGCAUGCUGUUGUACAAAAUUACCAACCUGUUGAAUGAGGCUUUGUUUUGCUUGUGUUUCGAUCUAUGUUAGGAGUUGAUGUUAGGAUAUCAUUCAUGAAAUCCGUAAAUGGACACAUUGCCUUUUAUAGGAGAAUGAAGGCUUGUAAUUGGGAACCUCUCCAAUGGAAUGGCUCAACAACAUGAUACCACUUUUGCUUUCUUCCAGAAAAUUGGAAGGGUAAUUCAUUUCUAGUAAUAGGUAAUUGUUUACAAAAUGUACGUGUUGAGAUGUAAUGGACGGAUACAUUAUGAAAUCCAAAUAAAAGCUAAGAAACAAUUCGCACAGAUCUCUACUACAAAUUCCAAAUGUCAAUGAUUAAAUGGAGGAGCUAUUAGAGUUUGUCGGCACUAGAAUAAAUACAAGAAGCAUACCUUUUUUUUUGAAUAUCACUAUGCCAUUUCUGCUCUGUUAGUCAUCUUAUAGUGGACCAAAUUAAACUUUUAAGCAUUUUAUAGGUCUCUUAAAGUUGGAAGCCUUACAAAGAUCACGUUGAGAGAAUUUCAAGCCCAUUCCAACUUGUAAGCAAAUUUAACACCCAAAUUGCCCAAAAGAUCUUGAACCCUUGAUCCAAGAAGGGUUGCUGCUGGUUUAAGAGUGGCCUCCAAGUGUGGAACAAGAACUCGUAACCAUCAUCUUCAUCUUUCAGAAAAACAACUCGAGCAUCUGAAGAUGCUUUAUUCUCAAAGCACAGCUAAUGGCUUUUCGCUACCAAAAAAUUCAUGCCUUUUCUGUUUCCAUAACUUCUUUAUUCCACAAAUACCUGCAACAAAGAGUCAUCACCUUAAGUGCAUGUGCUCUUGCCAUAUGAAACUUGUCAAAUCCUUGAUUGGUUUCUGUCCUGAAGAACCUUUUAGCUUCCCACUUUUCAGAUGAUGCUCAAGGCAAUCGAGAGAACCUUCCUGUUCCCAGCACCCCAACUUCUGACCAUAUGCUGAACCUGUGCCAACAAUGUAUACCCAAUCAAAAAGAACUUAAAAUGGGUUAACCAUCAUUAGGAAAAUGCGAUGGAACAUCAAGCUUCAUAGACAACCAAAAUUUACCAUAACAUCCAAUGUCUCAAGGCAAGGGAAGCAUCUGAGCAAGUCAAGAACUACAUUUGCCUGACAAAUAUUGUUGUUCAGUCUGAUGGCUAGCAUUUUCAGACUAUGCAUCAGUGUCAGAGAACAGAGAUGGAUGAGCCAAAGGCCAAACCAGU
Messenger RNA from Elaeis guineensis (African oil palm), 4851 nucleotides. The record is from RefSeq and is a predicted model, not a curated record. NCBI's taxonomy places the organism in Eukaryota, Viridiplantae, Streptophyta, Magnoliopsida, Arecales, Arecaceae.